CACUCGCUGCCUGGCUCGGGCGCAGCCGCGCCCUGCGACACUCCCCGGCCCCAGCGUGGCUAGAACGCUGGCAACAUGGAGCUGAGGAGGGGAAAGACCUUCAUCAAAUCCAGCAUGCAGAUUUCCCACGAGAAACUCAUAGACUCACCAGUCCCUGCACCAGCCAAGGAGGACCCAGGCCCCUGGUCACUCUCACUGGGAGGGCAGCAGAGAUCCUAUGGCGAGAAGAGCUCCCAAACUAGUCCCUGUGCCCAAGGGUAUGGCCGCUGCUCCAACAAGGAGAUACUGUCUGAUCCUGAAGGGGAUCCGGGGCCCCUCGGUGGAACCACCUUCAAGCUGGUGCGGAAAAGCAAGACCCAUGACAGCGUUCCAGGGGCCGCGAAGGCAGCAGCCACUUCAGGGCAGAUGGUGGGCAGCACAAGCUUCCCAGAGACCCCUGGGGGUCAGCGUAUGAUUGACUACCGCCACUUUGUGCCCCAGAUGCCCUUCGUGCCAGCUGUGGCUAAGAGCCUCCCAAGGAAAAGGAUUUCCCUGAAAAGGUCCAAGAAGUGCUUUCGAAACCUGUUUCACAUCCGCAGAAGCAAGACUGAAAACCUGGCCUCACUGUCAGCCAAGGCUAAGAACCCGUCGUCCCCCGGGGUUCCACUGGGAGCUGCAGCACAAGGCAAACCCUUCCUCUCCUCGGGGGAGGGGCUGGGGUUGGACAGCCUCUGCCAGGACCUGUCUGACAGUGAGCUCCUGCCUGACUCACCCUUUGACCUCUGCAGCGCCCUGUGUGAGGAUGUGGCCUCCCUCAAGAGCUUCGAUUCGCUUACAGGUUGUGGGGAGAUCUUUGCAGACGGGAGCUCGGUGCCAUCUGUGGAGCUGAAAGAAGGCCCAGAGAGCCCAGCCCGUUCACCCCAGGCUCUGGACAGCAAGACUCCCCGUGGCCCCUCCCAGGGGAGUGUGGAACAACUCGCGUCGCCUGCCCAGAACGAAGCAUCGGACUUCACCAAGUUCUGGGACAGCGUGAAUCGCUCUGUGAAGCAGCAGCAGCGUGCCCUGCUAGGUCCGUGGUUGACGAGCUCCCAGGGGACAGACGCAGACCGGCCCAGGCUAGACACAUCCGGGUUAGCGGAGCUACCCCUUUUCCCUUGCAGGGGUCCCCCCAGCGGCUCCAAAGCCAGCUCCGUAGACACGGGUACCCCCAAAAGCGAACAGCCGGAAUCUGUGUCCACGAGCGAUGAAGGCUACUACGACUCCUUCUCACCCGGCCUUGAGGAAGAGAAAAAGGAAGCUGCGAGUCCGGGCACGCCUGCAGCCGCCUUCCCCAGGGACAGCUACAGCGGGGACGCGCUCUACGAGCUCUUCUAUGACCCCAGCGAGGCCCCCGUUGGCCCAGUCCUGGAUGACGACCUGUGCGUGUCUGAGAGUGUCUCGGGGCCUGCCCUGGGCACCCCGCUGUCCAUGUGCAGCUUCCACGUGGGAGCCGAGGAGAACCUGGCCCCAGCCCCAGGCCCUGACUUGCUCAGCCAGGGCUUCCUGCAGAGUACCUGGAAGGGCAAGGAGUGUCUGCUGAAACUGUGUGACACAGAACUUGCCAUCACCAUGGGCAUUGUCAACUGGCUGCGCAGGACCCCACCUGCCCCCGCCUCUACACCCGCUCCUACCCCUGCCCUCGUCCUUAGGGAGCCCGCUGCCCCACCUGACCCCCACAGGGUCCUCAGGGGACCAGCGGUGACCCUGGAAGGCAGGGAAGAUCAGGCCUUAGAUAUGGGCAAGGCGGUGGCAUGCUUGCCACCCAGCAGGCAGGAGCCCCGGGCACACCCAGGAACCAAAGACGUUCUUGUUAGAGAGCACGAGGCCCAAGGGGAGUCUGCAAGGGUUGCUAAUACCACAUCUAACGAUGGCCCGCUGGAAGAAGGGACACAAGGUCUCUCUGAGGGCUGGUCCUCCUCCGCAGCUACCGCGACAAUGGGCAUUUCCAGGAAAUGCAAAACUGCGAACCCUGGCGCCUGGCCCAGCUCUCAGAAGGAACUGGGUACUCCUGGGGACCUGGGGCGUUCCCAAGGCCCCUUAAAACCAGGGCAUGCGGGAAGCGCUCUUGACCCAGGGCGCAUGCUUGUAGGCUGCGUGGCCCGCGUGGCAACGCUGCAGCUCUACCCAGACACCGGUUCUCCAGGACGGGAUAGUAGGGGCAGCGGGCUCUUUUGGAAGCCUCAGGCCUGGGGUCCCAACGCUGUGCAAAAGAAGCCGACUAGCAGCAACCCCAGCGGGGCAGCUGUCUGUGGCCUCUCUUCCCCCAUCAGCCCACAAGACCAGAGAUGUCACGACCUUUUCCUGGACCUGGGCCAGCUCAAGUUGGAACCCUCCAGGCUAGGCAGCCAGGCCUGUGCCUCUGUGGACAGCCAGCCUCAGCAGCUUAGCCCCAGGUCUCUAGAGCAGGCACCACACAGGGGUUCAGUGGGGUCCUGAGCUGCUCUGUGCCCCUGAUGCCCAUUAAAGCCUCUGUGUGGCUAUCACCCAGAAAUCCUGGGCCUUUCCUUGGGCAGCAAACAGUGGUAAACUGCUCUUUCACAUGUGCCACAAAACGUCGCCAGUGGCCUCCUGGCCUGACAAGGACUUCUUGUGGGUAAUCAGAAGUAGGGGCUUACAAGCCAGCAGUGGCCCAGCCUAACCCACAGGACAGGCUCUUAUUCUUCAGGAGCUCCAUCUACACAACCUCAUCCAGGAGAACCAAGGCCAGAAUCUUCAUCUUUGUUUUUCCUGCUGUGAGACUGAGUAGAGAAGGCAGGGCUCAGGCACACUGGGGUGGGGCUCAGGCAUCUGGGGCUGAUAGGGAGGUGGGGUGGGGUGGGGUUGGGGGAUGAGAUGAGUUUUACUCCCUGCCUGAGCCCAGGAGUAAAAACUGCUGGACUCUGUCCAUGCUUAGCUGCCCCCUCAUGCCAUAGGACAGGCUGGUAGGUGAGAAGGCAGUUCACGUUGUACAUAAAGACUGUGGUGGCCGAGCCUUCUGUUUGAGGUACACGAAAAGGAUGAGGGCCACAAGGACCCACUGGCCUCAUCCAAGCCACAGCACACUGCGGUGUCACAGUGCCUCUCUUUGGGAAUGACAAGGACCGACCGGCUCUCUCUCAGCAAGAGUCUGGAGGCAGCCAGCAUGGUGAAUGUGCACAGCCUUGCAGAGGACAACCAGACCCUGCCGAGUCCACGCUGCCAGGUUCUGUCAUGGGUCGUUCUGUGCAAGAGAUCACUUCUCUCGACUUGUUCUCUGAGGCCUUGGGCGGGAGAGUGCCCGCUCUUCUUCCCACCUGUGCCAGUCUGCCUUGGAGCUGCAAAGGCCAUGGCUUCUGCCCCCUUUCCCACUGUCAGCAUUGUUGUCUCUUCCCCAAGGGAACCCACCGUCACCCCUAACCCAAAAGUAACAUGUGUGUGGCACCCAGGCAUUCAGAGUCAUGACAGGACCUGGUGGCUGCUGUGAAUAUCUCUUCUGACCCAGCGUGAGGGCAUGGGCGGAGAGCCCAUCCUCACCAUCAAGGAUUUGACUCUACCUCAGCCAAAAUAACAUGGCAGCAAUCAGAGGGUGAGGGUGUGACAGGUUGCUGUAAAAUUUGUCACCAGGAUCAGGCUUCGGGAGAGGCAGAGCUUCGUAUAGAUAGAGCUUCUGCGGAGAGGUGCAGGAAUUCCAGGCAAGCACUGUGGGCCUAUCUGUAGGACAUCGCCCGAAUGCCUGAUGCUUCACUUCAGGCUAGAAAGUCUCUUGUGGCCACUGGCAUCUCUGAGGUUGCCUGCCAUGUGUGAGAUGAGGGUGAUGGAUAUGUAGGUUAAAAGCUGGCACCAAUGUUGUGGCCAUGUGCCCGGAUGCAAGAAGCACAUGACCUUUCACCUGGGAAGCCAUGUCCCAUCCUCCUAGGCCCCAGACUCCGUCAUGACAUUGUGAUGACAUCACAGCUUGCCUUGGAGUAAGUGACAAACAGAACAUUCUGUGUGACCCCUGCAGCAGUCUGAGGUAAAUCUUAUGCUUGUUUUUAGACCUGGGGACUGGGUUCAUCUUGUAUGACCUUUCUGUGGACACACGCACACACUAUCUGUGUGCAGAUAGUGGGGUUCAGAUCCCCUCCAUACCCUACUACAAAAGCUUUGCUCUGAGGCGGGUCCUGGAACACUCCUCUGGUUUCGCUCAGCUGACACUCCCACAGCCUUUCUUCUUUCAGGCCACAGAUGCCUGAGCACCCUCGGUGCCAGCUCCAUGUCUUCUGGAAGGAGGCUGAGAGCUCGGCACCACCCUAGCUUGAGGCCGCCCUAGCCCCAUCACAGCCCCGGGGCUUUGCACUGUACCUGACAGAGAAAGGGCUCAGUAAAUGACGUUUUUGGAAAGACCGUAGUGUCGAGAAGUUGUGUGUUCUUUUCUGCUUUCUUGGUGACUCUGGACCUCACAUUUAGAAACAGUUUUGAGGCUCAACAGGAACCUG
Psammomys obesus (fat sand rat) is the source of this 4451-nucleotide messenger RNA. RefSeq names its product APC membrane recruitment protein 3 (gene Amer3). NCBI's taxonomy places the organism in Eukaryota, Metazoa, Chordata, Mammalia, Rodentia, Muridae. Gene Ontology annotation, cellular component: plasma membrane. Gene Ontology annotation, biological process: regulation of canonical Wnt signaling pathway. The record is from RefSeq and is a predicted model, not a curated record. Bases 76 to 2454 code for a protein of 792 amino acids. Gene Ontology annotation, molecular function: phosphatidylinositol-4,5-bisphosphate binding; beta-catenin binding. The transcript has 2 exons.